Varanus komodoensis (Komodo dragon) is the source of this 1184-nucleotide messenger RNA. RefSeq names its product embryonic pepsinogen-like. Lineage: Eukaryota; Metazoa; Chordata; Lepidosauria; Squamata; Varanidae. The record is from RefSeq and is a predicted model, not a curated record. Gene Ontology annotation, molecular function: aspartic-type endopeptidase activity. The transcript is spliced from 9 exons. Gene Ontology annotation, biological process: proteolysis. The coding region runs from base 1 to 1146 and encodes 381 amino acids.
AUGAAGUGCCUUGCGGUCCUCCUCAGCAUUGUCACCCUCUCUGAAUGUUUGAUUAAUUUUCCAUUACAGAGAGGGAAAAGUCUGAGAGACAUUCUCCAGGAGGAGAAUUUGCUGGAAGGUCUUCUUCGGAAACACCAUUAUGACAUUGGCAGCAAAUAUCAUUUGCCUAAUGCUGCUCAGUUUGCUGAUGAACCACUUAUGAACUACUUAGAUGCACAAUACUAUGGAACAAUCUACAUUGGAACCCCACCACAGAAGUUCACUGUUGUGUUUGACACUGGAUCAUCGAAUCUCUGGGUACCCUCUAUCUACUGCCAAAGUCAGGCAUGUCAAAACCAUAAUAAGUUCAACCCGACUCAGUCUUCUACCUACCAGGGCACACAACAGAGUAUAUCAAUUUACUAUGGCACAGGAAACAUGGAAGGCAUCUUAGGAUACGAUACUGUGUUGGUGUCUGGUCUUGCUGAUACCAAUCAACCAUUUGCCUUGAGCACUCGUGAGCCUGGGCUCAUCUUCGUAUAUGCUAAGUUUGACGGGAUCUUGGGCUUAGGCUACCCCACCAUUGCUGAAGACGAUGCAACCCCCGUCUUUGAUAACUUGGUGAAUGAAGGCCUAGUGCAGCACAACUUAUUUUCUGUCUAUCUCAGCAGAAAUCCAACUGGGAGCAUGAUCACUUUUGGUGGAAUUGAUCACCGUUAUUAUACUGGUACUAUUAAUUGGAUACCUGUCACUCAGCAAGGUUACUGGCAGAUUGCAAUGGACAGCGUUUUAGUGGACGGUCAGGAGAUAGCCUGCUCUGGGGGCUGUCAAGCAAUUGUUGACACUGGUACCUCCCUCUUGGCUGUCCCCGGCUCUGCCAUAUACAGAAUCCAAAACGCCAUUGGAGCUACAGCAGGGCAGUAUGGUCAGUAUACAAUCAACUGCAAUAACCUUCCCUAUAUGCCUGAUGUGGUGUUUGUGAUCAAUGGAAUCCAGUAUCCUCUGAAACCAAAGGCAUACACACGCCAGCUGGGCUCAGGACAUUGUAGUAGUGGCUUCCAAGUCACUGGUGGGAGCCUCUGGAUCCUGGGAGAUGUGUUCAUAAGAGAAUACUACAGCAUUUUUGACAGGGCAAACAACCGAGUUGGACUGGCAAAGGCAAUCUAGAAUAACCGUGCCUUUAAGUAGCAGCAAAUACAGCAAUU